This is a messenger RNA of Lobosporangium transversale, 3858 nucleotides long. RefSeq names its product P-loop containing nucleoside triphosphate hydrolase protein. Gene Ontology annotation, biological process: actin filament organization; endocytosis; vesicle transport along actin filament. The transcript is spliced from 16 exons. Gene Ontology annotation, molecular function: microfilament motor activity; actin filament binding; ATP binding. The record is from RefSeq and is a predicted model, not a curated record. Bases 1 to 3858 code for a protein of 1285 amino acids. Gene Ontology annotation, cellular component: cell tip; plasma membrane; vesicle. Lineage: Eukaryota; Fungi; Mortierellomycota; Mortierellomycetes; Mortierellales; Mortierellaceae.
AUGGCACCAAAGUCAAAGAAGGGCAAUGCCACAAAUGCCCCACAAAAGGCUAAUUUUUUUCAGGAGAGUGUCAAGAAAAAGUCGGCUGGAGUGAGCGACAUGACUCUUUUGACAAAGGUUCAGAACGAGACCAUCAAUGAGAAUCUGAAAAAACGUUUUGAAAACCAAGAGAUCUAUACCUACAUUGGACAUGUGUUGAUUAGUGUCAACCCCUUUCGCGAUCUUGGGAUCUAUACUGAUGAGGUCUUAAAAAGCUAUCAAGGCAAGAAUCGACUCGAGGUACCUCCUCACGUUUAUGCUAUUGCAGAGAGUGCUUACUAUACAAUGAACGCCUACAAGGAAAACCAAUGUAUUAUUAUCAGUGGUGAAUCUGGCGCAGGAAAAACUGAGGCUGCCAAGCGAAUUAUGCAAUAUAUUGCCACAGUCUCUGGAGGAGAAUCAUCACAGAUCAAGGAAAUCAAGGACAUGGUGCUUGCAACCAACCCACUUCUAGAGUCAUUUGGAUGCGCCAAGACACUCAGGAACAAUAAUUCUAGUCGUCAUGGAAAAUACUUGGAGAUCCAGUUUAAUGCUCAAGGUGAACCUGUCGGAGCUGUCAUUACAAAUUAUCUGCUUGAAAAGAAUCGUGUGGUUGGCCAAAUCGAUAAUGAAAGAAACUUUCAUAUCUUCUAUCAGUAUUGCAAGGCGGCGCCCUCAAAUUACCAAGAACAAUUCGGCAUGACGGGGCCUGAGAGCUUUUUACUCACUAAUAGAAGUGGAUGUUUGAGCGUAGAUGGAAUUGACGAUGUUCAUGAUUUCAGUGAAACUUUGCAAGCAAUGCAGGUCAUUGGACUUUCGCAGCAGGAACAGGAUGAGAUUUUUCGUAUGCUUGCCAUCAUUCUCUGGCUUGGAAAUGUCCAGUUUGUAGAGAAUGAUAACGGAGGCUUUAUCUCACUCGAAAAGUUCUUUGUGUCGCUGCUCUCGUCUCUAGUUAUUGCCUUUAUCGCAUAUAUUAUGGAGGUUGACGCUGAGCUGUUAAUUAAAACCUUGACCAUCCGUGUUGUCGAGACUCAGCGUGGAGGACGACGUGGGUCCAUUUUUGAGUCACCACUCAAUUACGUUCAGGCUGGUGCCGUCAGGGAUGCGCUUUGCAAGGCCAUCUACAAUAAUCUCUUCGAGUGGAUUGUCAGCCGAGUCAAUGUUUCGCUUCGCCAGCGUGGAGCACAUGCGUACACCAUUGGAGUCCUGGACAUUUACGGAUUUGAGAUUUUCGAAGAAAACUCGUUUGAACAGCUUUGCAUUAAUUACGUCAACGAGAAGCUGCAGCAGAUCUUUAUUGAAUUGACCCUCAAAACAGAGCAGGAAGAAUACGUGAGAGAGAAAAUCAAAUGGACUCCUAUCGACUUUUUCAACAACAAGAUUGUGUGCGACUUAAUCGAGGAAAAACGUCCACCCGGCAUUUUCGCUGCUAUGAACGAUGCUUGUGCCACAGCCCAUGCUGAUUCAAAUGCUGCUGACAACUCUUUAGUACAACGUCUUAACAGUCUCUCAUCCAAUCCACAUUUCGAAUCUCGUGGUGCUUCUUUCUUGGUCAAGCAUUAUGCUGGUGAUGUAAUGUAUCAAAUCUCUGGAAUGACGGACAAGAAUAAGGAUCUACUGUCCAAGGAUAUCUUGACGAUGAUUGCUUCCACUAGCAAUCAAUUCCUUGCAGCACUCUUCCCUGAACCUGUUGAUCUUGACAGUAAGAAGCGACCUCCUACUGCAGGUGACAAAAUCAAAGCCUCCGCAGGUUUGCUCGUCCAGAAUCUGAUGCAGUGUACUCCAUCGUAUAUCCGUACAAUCAAGCCCAAUAGUAACAAGUCGCCUACUGAGUUUGAUUCAAAGAUGGUUCUCCAUCAAGUCAAAUAUUUGGGUUUGUGUGAAAACAUUCGUGUCAGACGUGCAGGUUUUGCUUCUCGCCAAACAUACGAAAAGUUUUUGGAGCGGUUUUACUUGCUUUCACCAAAAACCGCCUAUGCUGGAGAGUAUAUAUGGCAAGGAGAUGCACGAAGUGGUGUUGAGCGUAUUUUGAAAGAUACCAGUGUUGCACCUGAAGAAUGGCAGAUGGGGACGACCAAGGUCUUUAUUCGUCAUCCAGAAACCCUGUUCUCGCUAGAGCAUCUGCGCGACCGUUACUGGCACAAUAUGGCUAUUCGCAUCCAGCGUGCUUGGAGAAACUACAUGAAAUAUAAGAAUGAAUGUGCUACCCGCAUUCAACGGUGCUGGAGAAGGAACAAGGACCAAAUUGGCUGGCUCCAACUUCGUGACUAUGGUCACCAGGUUCUUGCUGGAAGAAAAGAGCGCCGCCGCUUCUCUCUCGUGAGCAUGCGUAGAUACAUUGGAGAUUACCUUGGUGUCAAUAACAAAGGAGGCCAAGGCCAACUUAUUAAGGAAGCCACUGGCAUUUCUGAUCAUGACUAUGUUGUAUUUUCUGCUAGAGUACAACUGCUGGUUGCUCGACCAAUGCGAUCAAGUAAACCCAGUCCUCGGACACUUGUUCUUACUGCCUCAAACAUGUACUUGGUGGUGUCCCAGCUAGUCAACAAAGUCCUGUCCAUGAAGUGCGAGAGAGCUGUCAUGCUCAAUACCAUUAAAGCAGUUUCCAUCUCUAAUUUGAGGGAUGAUUGGAUGAUCUUUUCUAUUGAUACCAUGAAUCCUGAAGAGGGUGAUAUUGUUCUCGAGUGCGACUUUAAAACCGAACUCAUUGCUCAUCUCCUACAGCGCUCUGGUAGUCGUAUUGGCGUCAACAUUGGGCCUCAAUUUGACUACGUCAAGAAAAAGAACAAAACUGGAACUAUCAAGUUUGUGAAAGAUGAUCGCAUCAAGACAGAGACUUACAAGAGCCAUGUCGUGACAGUUCCUAGUGGUGAGCCUGCCGACAGCGCCUCGUGGCCUCCAUGUGAGCGUAUGGCGAAACCUGCUCGACCCAUCACCUCGGGCAAGCUAAUCAAGAAGGGUGGCCCCCAAAGGAUGAACCAGUCUCAAAGUAGCCGUCGCCCCCCAACAUCUAACAAUGCCUCUGCUACUUCUAAUACACGUAGCUCUGCCCAGGCUCCUGCACAUACAUCCGCGCCUGCAUCGUCGCCCGCAAAGCGUCAAGUACCUCCACCGCCACCAGCACCAGCAGCUGAAACACCUCCUUCUCCCCCAACAAAGCCUAUGUACAAGGCUAUCUAUAACUUUGAAUCACAAGACGCAGGAGAAGUUUCGUUUGUCAAGGACGAUGUAAUGGAAAUUUUGGAAAAGGAUGAAAAUGGUUGGUGGUUGGCAAAGAAGGAUGGAAAGGAGGGUUGGGUGCCGAGUAACUAUCUAGUGGAAGUCCCUGCACCCAAACCCGCUACAGCUCCUCCAAGCCUUCCAGCUAAACGCCAGCCUCCUCCACCCCCACCAGCGGCUGCGACAGCAGUGGCCUCCAAGCCUACUUCUAGUGAUAAACCGUCCGCAGCUAGUCGCCAUACUGCUGACCGCACUCCUGUCGCAGCAACAAGCAAUACGAAUGCUCUGCACUCAGGCUUUGGUGGACCUGGUAACGUAGGCGGUGUCCCCGGCUGGAAGGUAGCUCUAGAAGCCAAAAAAGCUGCAGCUGCAGCCGCUGCAGGUGGUGGUGGUCAUACUGCACCAGCACCAGCGCCGGCACCGGCAUCCAGCCCUAACCCUACACCAGCAGCUCGACGACCCGCACCUGCUGUGGCACCUAAGCCGUCAGUGGGACCCAAGCCCGUUGCUCCGCCACGCGCGCCUGUGGGAGGAUCCAAGCCAACUCUACCUGCUAGACCGAACACUGGAGGAAAAUCGUUACAGGAAAUUCUUGCGGCCCGUCGUCAGCAAAACGAUGAUUGA